GAGAGAGGAAAAUGGGUGGACGGAAAGUCCCCGUGUGGAAAUCCCCUUGACUUGUGCCUUUUCAAAAAAAAAAAAAAAAAAACCCACAACUAUCAUUAGCAGACUGUGUACUCCUUUGAAAGGCUUCACGAGCUGCCACGGCUCCAAAAUAGAUCUGAUACUGAAGGAAAGAGAAGGUUGAAUGGCGCCGAGGUCCGCAGCGGUGAGGCUGAGUAAAGGGGCUCGGAGAGGACCAGCCUGAGCAUCCGGGAGGGCUUUGUUAUUACCCCCGACACAUUACACAGUUUCCACGUUGCUGGGUCAGCGGUGGCUGGUGCCUCCUCCUCCUCUCCUCCUCCUCCUCCUCGUUCCUCUUCCUCCCCUCCUUCCACCCACCUGGCCACUCAUCCGCCAUGUCGCAGGGUCAGAACUUCCUCCCAAAAUUCCUGUUUGUUUCCAACCUGCUGAAGGCGGUGAAGAUCCGCCAGCGAGUGCCCAACGACGUGGUCAAGCCGGCUGCCAGCAGCGGCCUGAUGCACCACCUGCGGGGAAUGCACCGGUACACGCUGGAGAUGAUCGCCAUGAACCACUUCCCGCAGGCCUUCAGGGAGGUGGUGCAGGCCGCCAUCCUGGACCGAGCCAUGCAGGCCUCCCUGGAGCAGGAGAAGAAGCUCAACUGGUGUCGGGAAGUGAAGAAGAUGGUGCCCUUACGUACAAAUGGAGAUGGGAACUGCUUGCUGCACGCGACCUCUCAGUACAUGCUGGGCGUUCAGGACACGGACCUCGUGCUUCGGAAAGCCCUCCAUGGCGUUUUGAAAGAGACCGACACUGGUGUCUUCAGGGCUCGCUUCCAGGCGGAGCUGCUCCGGUCCCAGGAGUUCACUCAGACCGGACUCCGGUACACCACGAUGAACUGGGAGGAGGAGUGGGAGAAGAUUGUGAAGAUGGCGUCUCCGGCCUCCAGUAGCAACGGCCUCCAGUUUGACUCCCUGGAGGACAUUCACAUCUUUGUCCUUUCCAACAUUCUCCGUCGACCCAUCAUCGUCAUCGCAGACCAGGUGGUCAGGAGUAUGAAAUCUGGCUCCUCCAUCUCUCCUCUGAAUGUGGGUGGGAUUUAUCUGCCGCUACACUGGCCGCCCACAGAGUGCUACAAAUACCCAAUAGUGCUCGGCUACGACUCCCAGCACUUUGCACCGCUCAUCACCAUCAAAGACAGCGGCCCCGAGAUCCGAGCAGUAUCGCUGAUCAACCCAGGACGAGGGGGCUUCGAGGAGCUGAAGGUUCACUUCUUGAUGGAGAAAGAACAGCAGCAGAAGGAGCGGCUUCUUAAGGAGUACCUGCUGCUGAUAGAGAUCCCCGUCAUCGGCUUAGGCUACGACACCACACGGAUCAUCAACGCCGCACGGCUGGAUGAGGGCAACCUCCCUGAGGACAUGAACCUGAUGGAGGACUACCUGCAGCUUGUCAACCACGAGUACCAGCGCUGGCAGGAGGACAAGGAGCAGGCGUGGGCCGCCCAGCCGCAGCGCCCACCGCCCUUCUCCGUCUCCCAGCUCUCCCUCAUCGAGAUCCGCUGUGCCACACCGCGAUGCACCUUCUACGUGUCGGUGGAUACGCAGCCUCACUGCCAUGAAUGCUUCGAGAAGCGACAGGCCACGACCGGCGGUGGAAUGAGGAUAGAAGGGGUCGUGCAGACCAAGGGAGGAGGGGUGCAAGGUGGGGUCGGAGUGAUCGGGGGAUCGGAGAUCGAGGUGAGCUCCAGAGGAGCUCGGGGCAGCAGCCCCCCAUCCUCCACGUCCGGGAGAGGGGUGGUGAUAUCCAGCCCCCGCUCAGCCCCGCCCACCGCUCCCAGCCUCAGCCUGUACAGUGAGACUCACGCCAUGAAGUGCAAGACACCCGGCUGCCUCUUCACCCUCAGCGUGGAGCAUGAUGGACUUUGCGAGCGCUGCUUCAACGCCAGGCAGAACCACGGACCCCCUGCAGCCGGUACAGCUGCCCCAGGACUCCCAGGCCCCAAUGGGGGGCCUACAGUCCCACACCCGGCCCAGGGCACCGGCUGGACCCAGUGGGGGAGCCGUGAGACGGAGACAGAGCGCUGCAGCAUGUGCAGACAGGAGGCGUUCAGGAUAUUCAAUGGCCUUUGUCCACCGUGCAUGCAGAGGCAGCAGCCUCCAGAGAGGGGAGAGCCGCAGCAGAACAACCCCAGGACCGAGGCCUCGUCUUCAGCUUGGACCCAGGCCAGGGACGCUGAGAGGCCGUGCCUCACCCUAACCCCGGGGCACACCUCAGCCUGGCAAGCCCCCCUGGCCCGGCCUUGUAAACGAUCCGGCUGCCAGUUCUUUGGGACGCCGGAGAAGUUGGGUUUCUGCACUAUUUGCUACGUAGACUAUCAGACCAACCACCACCUGACCCCUCCCCCACCCCCUCCCCCUGCCGCGGUCCAGAGCCGGCAUGGCGUGGAGGCAGGCUUCCAGAACGCCUCCCGGUGUCGAGGGGCCGGCUGCGGUGCAGUUGGCAAGGCGAUGCUGGAGGGCUACUGCGACAAGUGCUACGUCAAAGAGCAAAGCACGCGGCUCAACCAAGCGGCCCACCGCACGCCGCACUCCCCUCCUCCGGUCAUGCGUGACCGAGCAGCCAAACCCAGAUCUUCACAGCAAUCCCAGACGCAGACCCAGACGCAGACCCAGACGCAGACGCAGACCCAGACUCAGACUCAGUGCCGGCGGAGCGGCUGCAGUAACGUCUCCCCGGGCUGCACAGACCUCUGCCCCGAGUGCCACACUCGCGGCCAGGGCAGAGAGGCGGGCAGACGGGCGCAGGCGCCCAAGGAAAAGUCCAAGCAGCGGUGCCGGACGCAGGGCUGCGACCACUACGCCAACCAAGAGAAACAGGGCUACUGCAACGAGUGCGACCACUUCAAACAGAUUUACCGCGGCUGAGCGCGAUGCGACGCGCUGCUAACCGCGCUAGAGCCGCUGCCCUGCUGGUGGCGCUUCAUGCCAGUCAAUGCACCUCUGAUACUAACUAACCAACAAACUAACUAACUGGUGACUAACUAGUAACCUUAUGGCCUGAAAGUCAAACCCCCCCUCCCCCCACUCCCCAACCCCGUGUAGAAUGUGAAGAGAGCGCGUGUGUGGAUGUGGUAGUGGAGGUGGGCGGUGGUGGUGAGUGUGCGUGUGUUUUCGCAGUAGACAUGGCCUCCAAAAUACCUCUUUGUGCAAUUAUUAUCAUCUGACGUGCCGCGGGCACUUCCACGGUGAGAGGUUCGGCUACAUGUCAGAGCAACUGACUUAACUCUCGUGUACAAUAUGUAUUUAGAGGUACGUCGCAAAUCGUGCCGGACAAAAUGAUUGUAUGUUGACAUAACGAGAAGCAUCUUGACAUUGCUUUCCAGAUCACAGCCAAGGAUUUAUACCCGCCGUCUGUCUGUCUUAACGCCAUCCGUGUAUCCGUCCGCCUGUCUGUCGAGCUUUCGCCUUGUAGGAUGAGGGAUGCGGUGGUGGAGAACAAGCCCGCGGAGGUAGUAGGCAGGAGUGAGCCAACCGGCGACAAAGUGAAGCCACAGUGGACGAGCUUAAUUCUCAUGUACGUCCUCCAGACAAAGACAAAUGCUUGCAGAGAAGAGGCUCCUUGCUAUCAACGUUGUAAAAGGGUCGAGGCUUCAUUUUUUUCCACGUGUCAGUUCGAAAGCAGUUUAUAUUUUUAGGCAACCUAAACUGGAAGUUGUUAACCUAUUUGUUAUAUGACGUGGAUGAGAUUGUUGAUAAGGAAAGCAAGAACAGACCUUUUGUCUGUACGGUGCGAGACGGACAGGGCGGGCCCCUGCCAGUUUUGGUGCUACGUGUACAGAAAUAAAAGCUUCUCCAUUGUAGCCGACGCGUCGGCGGCGUCAGCGGGACGCAGGAGAGACGGGACUCAUUCGUUCUCUCACCAUUCCUCCUUAUUUGCCCUCUCCUUCCUCUGAAACAGAUCUGUUGCCUUGGACGUUGUUUUGCUGUUUACUGACCGCGUGCGCACCUAGAAAUGCGUUAGACACACACACACACCUGCACAUGCGCACACAGACGCGGUAGCUCCAGUCCGGUCAGACAGGGGAUUGCCAACAGGAGGGCGGAGAGCACGUCGCCGAGUGAUUAACCGACGUACCGCCGCGUAUACAAACAUUUGCACACACAUGCAAACGAAGCUCUGUGAGACUGUACAUGCGCCCCACCCUGGCCUGAGGUGGUAUGUAGGUGAACGAAGCGAUAGAGAAAUGCAUUCCUCUCGCCCCCCCCCCCCCCCCCCCUGGAGGGGCCAUGGGGACAGUUUCAAAAAAAAGAGCAAUCCCAUCGCCUGCUUCGGCUAAACUUGUUCAUCUGAAUGUGUUUCGUGCUGCUGCUACAACAGCACAGUAUUGGGGCUGAUCCUCGAUAUUUUUUGCCUUUAAGUAGUGAUUGAGAUUUUAUGGACCAGAGGAGCCUGUUCGCUGAUCCUGGAUCAGUGCUCCCACCUAUAAAAUGCUUUUGUGAAUAUGGAUCUGGGUCCAUAUUGUAGGACCUUCCAACCCGAUGCCUCAUCUCCAACAAGAACAGACACACACACACACACACACCCCCAGAACGCACGCAUGUCUGCGUCUGGAAUACGCAAAACUGACAUUCCUGUUUCUUUUCCCCUUUUUAAAAAUUUGUUGAGAGUUUUUUUUUUUUUUUAUGUAUUUUGAUAUAUUUGGUUUUAUUUCUGCCAAACAAACAAAAAAUACACGUGCCAUCAACCGCCAAAACAGUUGUUGUUACCUCCUUAAAAAUGACUUGCCUGUACCACUCUAAACUAACCAGAGGGCCACAAAUAGACAUCUCCAACCCAGUGUUGCCACAAAAUAAACCUUACCGAGCUCUACGUGGAAAAUCCCCAGAUAGGCGCCAUCCUUUCUUAUGAGUAUCGAUUUAGUGGAAAUAUGAAGAACUGUUUAUCGGCGGAGAUCGCCUCGAGCGUAAAACAUUCAUCCAACAACCUCAAAUGUGAUAUCAACUGUACGCGUUGUUCCCCUUGUGCUCCGCUGCUGUAGGCAGAUGUCCAUCUGUGGCUCCGGUUAUGACAGCAGAGACAGAAACGGGCUCUCGGUUUGCCUUUCCAUUCAACUGUACCUGAAGCUGGCGACGGCCCGUACGUAGGUCUCUGUGUGCUUUAAUCACCUCUAGACAAACCUUAAUCAACGAAAGGCCAGCAUGUGGUUGGCUCAUCCUGACACCCCCCCCGCCCCCCGCCCCUCCUCCAACCCUGACUGUAGGUUUUGGGGCGCUGACACGAGUUCCACUGGGGAGGGAGGUCACCUAAGUGAGGCAUUUAGGGAUGGUACUCCGACUCGCUGAGGGACAUUCCAACAGUAGGAAGAACACCCGCUUAGAAACAGAAGGUGUGACAAAACAUGCAAGUUUUCUCUGUGUGACCUUUCGACAAUAGCGUAUUGUAUGAAAAAGCCUGGUUUUAUUUGUUAUGUAUUUAUUCAUAUCAAGAUAUCUGUAUUGUGUAAUUCAAUAAUUAUUUAUAUGUCGUCCUGAAAUGAAUUAUUUUUAAUAAGAAAUCUGAAAUCCG
Messenger RNA from Gasterosteus aculeatus aculeatus (three-spined stickleback), 5559 nucleotides. RefSeq names its product tumor necrosis factor, alpha-induced protein 3 (gene tnfaip3). Gene Ontology annotation, molecular function: cysteine-type deubiquitinase activity; zinc ion binding; DNA binding. The record is from RefSeq and is a predicted model, not a curated record. Lineage: Eukaryota; Metazoa; Chordata; Actinopteri; Perciformes; Gasterosteidae. Gene Ontology annotation, biological process: protein K33-linked deubiquitination; positive regulation of Wnt signaling pathway; cytoskeleton organization. Gene Ontology annotation, cellular component: nucleus; cytoplasm.